AUGUGGCAGCAAAGUCAAGUCGUCCAAGAUUUCAAGGACGUUACAAUCGUCCAUCUCUCCGUCCACCACAGAGGACCCUCGCUGCUCAACAUCGCCGGAAUGAUCUUCGCUCGCUUUCUCCUCAGUCGCAUCAACAGCCGUCUGACGCAGGGACUUUUUUCGGAAUGCCAGUGCCGUUUCCGCCGUCAUCGCGGCACCACUGACAUGACCUUCGCCGCCCGCCAACUGCAGGAGGAAUGA
Spirometra erinaceieuropaei is the source of this 240-nucleotide messenger RNA. NCBI's taxonomy places the organism in Eukaryota, Metazoa, Platyhelminthes, Cestoda, Diphyllobothriidea, Diphyllobothriidae. The record is from the annotation of a GenBank genome assembly.